This is a messenger RNA of Canis lupus familiaris (dog), 4628 nucleotides long. RefSeq names its product leucine rich repeat, Ig-like and transmembrane domains 1 (gene LRIT1). Gene Ontology annotation, molecular function: protein binding. The transcript has 4 exons. The coding region runs from base 1 to 1797 and encodes 598 amino acids. Gene Ontology annotation, cellular component: endoplasmic reticulum membrane. Lineage: Eukaryota; Metazoa; Chordata; Mammalia; Carnivora; Canidae. The record is from RefSeq and is a predicted model, not a curated record.
AUGAGGGUGGCAGUGGGCAUGCUCUGGCUCCUGGCCCUCUGGGGGCACCCCCACGCCCAGGGCUCCUGCCCCUCUCAAUGCAGCUGCAGCCUCCACGUCCUGGGUGAUGGCAGCAAGGCCAGGACGGUGGUGUGCAGCGACCCCGACAUGACCCUGCCGCCCGCGUCCGUGCCCGCCGACACGAGCCGCCUGCGCCUGGAGCGGACGUCGGUGCGCCGCGUGGCGGGGGCCCUGGGGCCGCUGGGCCGCCUGGAGCAGCUGUGGCUGCCCUACAACGCGCUGGCCGAGCUCAGCGGCCUGAUGCUGCGCGGCCUGCGGCGCCUGCGCGAGCUGCGGCUGCCCGGGAACCGCCUGGCCGCCUUCCCCUGGGCCGCGCUCGCCGACGCCCCCCGCCUGCGGCUGCUCGACCUGCAGGCCAACCUGCUGGCCGCCGUGCCCGCCGACGCCGCGCGCUUCCUGCGCAACCUCACCUUCCUCGACCUGUCCAGCAACCGGCUGCUGAGGCUGCCGCCCGAGCUGCUGGCCGCCUGGGCCAGGCCCUUCCCGGCCGGCCAGCGCGCCUCGCGGGUGCUCGGCCUGCAGGACAACCCCUGGGCCUGCGACUGCCGCCUCUACGACCUGGCCCUUUUCCUGGAAAGCUGGGCCCCGAAUCUGGCCUUCAUAGAGGCCAGGCUGAAGUGUGCCAGCCCGCAAAGCCUGGCCGGAGUGGCCUUCAGCCAGCUGGAGCUGAGAAAGUGCCAGAGUCCGGAGCUCCGUCCAGGGGUGGCCAGCGUCAGGUCCCCUCUGGGCAGUGCAGUAUUGCUGCGCUGUGGGGCCACCGGCGUCCCUGGGCCAGAGAUGAGCUGGAGGAGAGCCAACGGGCACCCACUCAACGGCACAGUGCACCAGGAGGUGUCCGGCGACGGCGCCAGCUGGACGCUGCUGGGCCUGCCUGCUGUGUCCCCCCGUGACUCUGGGGACUACAUCUGCCAGGCCAAGAACUUCCUGGGAGUCUCGGAGACCGUCAUCUCCCUGGCCAUCACGGAGCCCCCGGCUUCCACGGAGCGCGGUGGGCUUCCAGAAGCUGCCGCCUACAACAGGGUGGUGGCCCGGCAUGUCCCCGACGGCCCCGCGCCUGGCGGCCCGGCCACUGCGCCCCCCGGGCCCGACGCCGAGGAGGACCUGAGCCUGCAGCAGGUGCAGGUGGGGGCCCCGGGGCACCCGGGGGCCCGGAUGCUCAGGUCCCUCAAGGUGGUGGGGGACACUUACCAGAGCGCGACGCUGGUGUGGAAGGCGCCUCAGGCCGGGAACACCACCGCCUUCAGCGUCCUCUACGCCGUCUUCGGGCAGCGCGACAUGCGGCGGGUGGCCGUGCAGCCCGGGAAGACCCGCGUCACCAUCCACGGGCUUGUGCCCAAGACCAAGUAUGUGGCGUGCGUCUGCAUGCGGGAGCUGGUGCCCCAGAAGGAGCAGUGUGUCAUCUUCUCCACGGACGAGGUGGUGGACACCGAGGCCACCCAGCGCCUCAUCAACGUGGUGGUGAUCAGCGUGGCCGUGGUCAUCGCCCUGCCCCUCACCCUGCUCGUGUGCUGUGGGGCCGCACGGCGGCGCUGCCGCAGGUGUCCCCCGGGGGGGCCCGCGGAGGCCGGGGGCGCCUACGUCAACCUGGACAGGCUGGGCCACAGCGACGACGGCUCCGAGGAGCUGUCCCAGCACAGCCUCAGCGAGGCCGCCGGGCUCCUCUCCGCACGGCCCAGCCUGGACUCGCAGGUGGCGGGCGCCCGCGGCGGCAGGCGGAUCAACGAGUACCUGUGCUGAGGGCGCCCGGGCCACACACCUGCUCGGCCCACCCGCUGACUCGACCUGGGGCCACGCCACGGGGUCCUGCCCGCGGGGACCCGCCUCCGCACGCGCGGCCCACCGCAGCAGCAGCCAAUGCUCACUAAGCCCUUACAGUGUGCCCGCCAGUGUCCUCGGGGCUUUAUGGUCAUCGACCUCAUUAAUUCUCAUCACAGCCCUUUGCAGCAGGCCCUACGUGUUCUCCCCAUUUUCCUGGAGAAGAAACAGGGGGAUUGACCAACUCGCCUGUAUCAGUCAUUUUUUUUUUUUUUCUGUGUAACCACUAAAAGCAAGAUGUUGGUGGUGUGCAACAGUGAGCGCUUAUUUUCACACAACCUACAGGUCUGCAGCUUGACCAGGGCGGCUCUGCUCCGUGAGUUCUCUGCAGGGCCCAGGAUGGAGUGUCAGUGGCGACUUGGAGCAGACUUCUUCCUUGAAGAGCUUGGAUGAUAUCAGAGGAAUGAGCAAAAACAUGCAACAUCUCUUAAGUUCUUGGCUCUAGAACCAGCAUGCCACCAUGGCUACCCGUGUUCUGUGGGCCAAAGCAGGUCCCAUGGCCUAACCCAACUCUCAUAGAGCAGCAGAGGACAGUUCUCCCAGGGAGCUGAUGAUGGGGCAGGAAAGAGUCUGCUGAGCAGUGAUCUGAUCUACCCCGCCCCUGAGGUACACGGCUAGGAAGUGGUAGUUGUGGACUCUGGACCAGGCAAUUGGUUCCAGAAUUGAUGGUCCCUGCCACUCCCCUCUCCUGCAUCUUAUCACAUUUAUGUUAACACAUAGACACCCACACCCCUGCUUGUGCAUGAGCCACAUUUGUACAGACACACACAGAGAUACAGUCUCUGCCUUCAUUGUAUACACUUAGGGAUUCCCAAUGUUUUUUCUCUGGAUGCUGCUCUGCCUCGAUAAUCAUUUGAUUUUCAAUAAAUUCUAGAGCUUGGAUGAUGCCCAGGAGACUCCUGCUUGUUUUAUCUCAGAAUGUCAGGCUGGAGGAAUCUGAGAUGCCCUCCAUGGAGGGUGGCACCGUACACUCAAUGCUGUAGGGCACACAGCUCGUUUGUCCCCACAGAGUGGCCUUUGUAAUUUGACUGAAACUUAGCUGGGUUCCUAGGAUGUCUCAGAGCCUUCCCAGUUAUUCAGGAAGCCACCUCAAAGUGGGAUUCUUGCUCAAUUUGCUUAACACUGGGAAGCCGCUGAGAUAUCAUCUCUGCGCACAAGCAAAGGUGAAUGUUCCCAACAACAGGGUCAGUGUCGUGUCUUGUCUGCAGGACUGAGCUCCAGAGUGUUUGGUGCCAGGGCCUUUAGAUACCAACUAAGGAAAUUCAGGGACGGCAAGGAAACAAUUUUGCUGGUAUCAACCAACAGACCCAUAUCGUGUUGAACAUUUGCCAGAUAGGAAACAGUGUGAUGUGGUGAUUUCUUUUUUUUUUUUUUAAGAUUAUAUUUAUUUAUGAGAGGCAGAGAGAGGAGGACAAGCAAACUCUGUGCUGAGUGUGGAGACUGACUCAGGCCCAAUCCCAGGACCCUGAGGUCAUGACCUGAGUCAAAACCAAGAGUUGGAUGCUCAACCGGCUGAGCUGCUCACAUGCCCCAAUACAGUGAUUUCUAAAGUUACUGUACUCCCUCUCAUAUUUACAAAGAUCUGACAACAUAUGGUUCUGUUUUCUCUCAUUUGAUCCUUACAACAACCCAUUAUGGAGGCUGAACUACUUGAUUUUACAGAUGAAAAAACCAAAGCCCAAAGAGUUGAAUAACUUAUAGAGGGUAGUGAUGGAUUUUUCUUGGAGGGUCUAAGUCUUUGAUAACUUCCUGACCAGGUUGAGGAUCUUCCUUCAGUGUUGAUCUCUGCAAUGUGAUCUAUAGCAGCUCCACUAUGGAAAUGGAUUUUUUUUCAAAUCAUUGAAAGCCAUAAGAACCAUAAGACCACCAGUACACACGAGCAUGGAGUUUAAAUAUGUGGAUAUUUUCUGCCCAUCAUCUGGAGGGUGCAUCUGACUAUAACUUAUGGACCAUAGCCAUUAAAAAGAGAAAUUGUUUGGUUGGAAGUUGACAAAACCACUGGCUACAUCACGGUCAACAACCAUAUAUGCCGUAAAGAAAACCAGAUAGUAAAUAUUUUAGGCUCUGUUACUGACUCAGCUCCUCUGAUGGAAUGUGAAAGCAGCCAUAGACAAUAUAUAAGUUGAUGGGCACAGGUGUGUUCCAAUAAAAUGUUAUUUACACUAACAGGUGGCAGGCUGGAUUUGGCUCCCAGGCUAUCGUUUUCCAACCCCUGCCGGUAGUUUUAUCAAGGCAUUUCUGUUGUUGAAACCCAAGACUCAGUUCUGAUUGUUUGAUAUAUGAGAUUGACAGGCACUCCCCAAAUUAGAACAAGAUGGAAGUGGCCACCUAUUGAAAUGGUUAAGAUAUUUCUUCUAAAUGAUUGACUGAGCCAAUCAAGGUUGAACAAUUAUAGGCCCAAAGACAACUAAGAUCCAGUCAGUUUUAUUAAACCUUGUUUGACGAGAAUUCAGGAACUUAAAAGCAAGAUUUGUUAGUAUUUAUCCAAUAUCAUGAGGUGUGUGGGGUGGGGGGAGAAAAAAGAGAAUAUUCAAACUUUUCAAUGAUUUCUUAAGACCUACUUUGGUGGUCUGGAUGGAAUGACCCCCAAGAUGGUCAGCCUCCAAAUAUCCAUCUGUCAGUCUUCCUUUCUGUGUUCUUUCUUCCCUGAUUUGCUCUGGUAAAGAAUCAUCCUGGAUUAUGUUCAUGAAUAUUCAUACAACUGGAAAAAAAAUGAAUUCCCAUUGUGAAAAAAUAAAAUGAUACCUGGUUUA